AUGAGCCUCCGUAACGACGACCACGAAACCCUGCAGUGGCACGCCCUGACGCCAGGCACGAUUUUACCCACCGCAUCAGGGGCGUCAAACGCCCAUGUUUCCCUACUUCCGUCAACAGCACCUUCAUCUGCUGCCAUCCCAAUCGACCCCCAGCUUCUUCACGCCGACUUCUUCCCUGCUCGAAAACCAGGCUUGUUGCGGAAAAAAACGUACAAAGCCCACCUAACCCCCGACGCUGACUUUGACGUCAACCACGAAGCGUUAGCGAAGGAGUACGCUGUGGAGGGAGUUGCUGAAACUGUGUUCGAGGCCCUCGACCGUGCAGACGAGGAGUUGGGGGACGGGGAUAAUCUCAAUGACGACGCUGCUCAAAGAACGGAAGCCAACCGGAGGAAGGGAGGGAGUAAGACCCAGAGAUCUAUUGUGAUGUCCUGGAAUGUUUUCCAGAAGGAAGCUCUCGCGUUAGGCAAGCUCCAAGACAACAUAGUCGACGGGCAUGCACUCCUCAUACUUAUGGACUCCAACGCCGAGCGAUGCAAACGAAACCGUCAAGGCGAGCACAUUCCAAAUACACGCAUUGAAGCAAUCAAGGAGUUGUUUUGGUGCACGAAGGCCAUAUUACUACGGUUGUUGCCCGGCCUUUGGAGCAUGAUCACCAUGAGCAGAUUCUACACCCAUCACGGUGAAGAACAUGCCCGAUCGUCCCGUGGUACUCCCAUUCUUGUCGACAACGACAAUGAGAUCUGCUGGACAGAACGUAUAUGGACGGAUCAUUUUGUAUACGCUAUUGAUUGGAAUUCGUUUAUGGCUCGAUGCAUACAAGGAUGGCAAACAACAUUCCAAUCUGUGAGGCCAUUCAUUGUUCUCGUCGAAAACGUUUCUGAUAGCUACGCAACAGGCGCUCUCCUGCUCCAUGUUUUGCUCCUGUUUUUCCCCGUCUUGCCCGAGCUUUUCGUUAUCUCGGCAGCGCUACUUUUCGCAAGCAUGGCCACCUCUGUUCUUCUCGUUUAUUGUAAGGAGGGGCUCAAAACUGGUGGAGCUCCAGUUGCAGUACUUACCUCUCAAGAUCGUAUCUUUGAUCUACUUUGA
Messenger RNA from Laccaria bicolor S238N-H82, 1089 nucleotides. RefSeq lists its product as uncharacterized. Lineage: Eukaryota; Fungi; Basidiomycota; Agaricomycetes; Agaricales; Hydnangiaceae. The record is from RefSeq and is a predicted model, not a curated record. The transcript has 7 exons. The coding region runs from base 1 to 1089 and encodes 362 amino acids.